Messenger RNA from Saimiri boliviensis boliviensis (Bolivian squirrel monkey), 434 nucleotides. It is a transcript of the gene NPFF, whose product is annotated as neuropeptide FF-amide peptide precursor. NCBI's taxonomy places the organism in Eukaryota, Metazoa, Chordata, Mammalia, Primates, Cebidae. Gene Ontology annotation, biological process: excitatory postsynaptic potential. Gene Ontology annotation, cellular component: axon terminus; dendrite; perikaryon. Gene Ontology annotation, molecular function: neuropeptide hormone activity; G protein-coupled receptor binding. The record is from RefSeq and is a predicted model, not a curated record.
AUGGAUUCUAGGCAGGCUGCUGCGCUGCUGGUGCUGGUGCUGCUGCUGCUAAUAGAUCCCGGCUGUGCUGAAGGGCCAGGAAGCCGUCAGGAAGACCAGCUCUCACAGGAGGAAGACAGUGGACCCCGCCUACCACAGGAUGCCCAGAGCCCUGGGUCACUCUUGCGUUCCCUGCUCCAGGCAAUGGAGAGACCUGGCCGGAGCCAAGCCUUCCUGUUUCAGCCCCAGAGAUUUGGCAGAAAUACCCGGGGAUCCUGGAGCAAUCAACGGCUGAGUCCUCGGGCUGGAGAGGGGCUGCAUUCCCAGUUCUGGAGCCUGGCUGUCCCUCAACGCUUUGGGAAGAAGUGACGUCAUCCCUUGAUGUGUUUGCAUGCAAUGUCCACACCCAAAAGUGCCAACGUGUGCCCCCCAAAUAAAGGUGUCUGAUUUCCGAA